Penicillium angulare is the source of this 540-nucleotide messenger RNA. RefSeq lists its product as uncharacterized. Lineage: Eukaryota; Fungi; Ascomycota; Eurotiomycetes; Eurotiales; Aspergillaceae. The transcript is spliced from 3 exons. Gene Ontology annotation, biological process: G protein-coupled receptor signaling pathway. The record is from RefSeq and is a predicted model, not a curated record. Gene Ontology annotation, cellular component: heterotrimeric G-protein complex. The coding region runs from base 1 to 540 and encodes 179 amino acids. Gene Ontology annotation, molecular function: G-protein beta/gamma-subunit complex binding; guanyl nucleotide binding; G protein-coupled receptor binding.
AUGUCAAUAAUUGCAAAAUCUUCGCUGACUCAGGUCAUAAGGUGCUGGCGAAUCAGGAAAGUCAACCAUUAUCAAGCAAACGCGUAUCAUCUACAUGAAUGGGUUUUCGGACGAGAGCGACGUCAGACUCGCGCGACUAUAUUAGCAAACUUGCUUGAUGCUUUCAAAAUAUUGCUGGAUAUCGUGGCCACAGAACGACUAGACUCCGGAUGUGAACGUGCUAAGCAAUCUGCCGACUUGCUCGCUAUAAUGGAACCUAAGAUUUUGUUCAUCUGGAAUCCUCACGAUGCAUCCAUCUUCACUGAAAUGAAAACUCUUUGGCAAGACCCCGGGGUGGAGGUUGCGGUUUCGAUAAGCCGCAUACGCGAAUUUGGCGCUGGCUUUAUGAUGGAGGUUUUUGACGACUGUGAAAGUCUUUACCAUUCCAUUGAUCGCAUUUCUGUGCCCGAAUGGGUUCUUAGCGACCAAGAUAUUCCUAGAGUACGACUCAGGACCACGGGAAUCUCCGAGAUCUUCUUCGACAUAGGCCAUAUGACCUAG